Molecule: messenger RNA, 3501 nt
Organism: Vanessa tameamea
Lineage: Eukaryota; Metazoa; Arthropoda; Insecta; Lepidoptera; Nymphalidae
Product: RUN and FYVE domain-containing protein 2
Exons: 10
Coding region: 229-1950 (573 amino acids)
Cellular component (GO): cytoplasm
Molecular function (GO): metal ion binding
Source: RefSeq, a predicted model, not a curated record
AUACUUUCUGAGCUCACUGGAAAAACCAUUCGAGUGACAUUAUCCUUCGAGGUGCUUUCUUGUGAUCAAAAUAAAUAAUCUUCUGAUCUCUAAUCAGUUCUUAGAUACAACAGUAGUAUAUUCAUCAAUAUUUCUAUUAAAAACUGGUUAAAAUGUACAUAAAAGAGUGAUCAAGAUUCUCGCGUCUGUGUUAAUUGUUUUGCUUCAUAGUUUUUUUGCUGCAUUAUUAUGCGUUCUUUAACUGCGGUCCAUGGGGUGGAUCCCUUGCCUGAUUUAGGCAUAACAUCUCGAAUACAAGGUGACGAUAAUCCCGAUGCCGACAUGGCCGGAGCGCAGGACACAAUUUACCUUUGCAAUUUUCGCGUUUCUGUCGAUGGAGAGUGGCUUUGUUUAAAAGAAUUGCACGACAUGGAAAUGCAAGAUUCCUUUACUCGACAAUCUGAUAACGGUGCCAUAACAUCGCCGGACGAUCCGAUGCAUUCUUUAAUGGCUCGAGACCCCGUAGUGAUAGAACGCAGUAAUCUCGUGAACAUCUCGAAACUAAUCGUUAAGGAGUUGAUUGAGCAAUCUCUUCGUUUUGGCCGGAUGCUAGACAGUGACCACUUGCCGUUACAUCAUUUCUUCAUUGUUCUCGAACAUGUCAUGCGUCAUGGGCUUAAACCCAAGAAGGGUCUUCUUGGUCCGAAAAAGGAAUUAUGGGAUAUACUUCAGAUGGUUGAGAAGUAUUCACCAGAGGCUGCUGACAUAACAGCCAGUAUCAGGGAUUUGCCGACUGUCAAGACUGCCAUGGGACGCGCACGGGCUUGGCUUCGAUUGGCACUAAUGCAAAAGAGACUUGCAGACUACCUCAGAAUUUUAUUAGAGCAUCGUGAAGAAACACUUGAAGAAUAUUUUGAACCGCAUGCAUUAAUGUUAAACGAGGAAGCUGUUAUUAUUACUGGAUUGUUAGUGGGCCUCAAUGUUGUUGACUGCAAUUUGUGUGUGAAGGAAGAAGACUUGGAUAGCCAACAAGGCGUGAUCGAUUUCUCGUUAUAUCUCCGUGGCAGUAAUUCCUCAAACGAUCUGUCCGGCAACGGUAAUGGUAAUAAUGAACCGAAACAACGUCACAUCAACACAAUGUUGGACCAGAAGAACUACAUCGAAGAGUUGAAUAGACACCUCAAUGCCACGGUCGCGAACCUCCAAUCGAAAGUGGAAAGUUUGACCACAACCAACGCCCUAAUGAAGGAAGACUUGGCGAUCGCCAAGAACACAAUGAUUCAACUGGUCGAAGAAAACAAUCAACUUAAACAUGCUCUAGGUCAGGACAUUACCAAAGAUAGCAGGAUGAAAGUGAUGGAGAUGCAAGCUGAGGAGGAGGAGAAGAGAAGUGUCAAGAGUAACACUUCCGAUAAAUUUAAGAAUGAGAAGGAUUCGGAAAUUGGUAAGGUAUUGGAGGAGGAAAGGAAGAAGAAUGCUGAGCUACAAAAAGAACUUGAUUUGCAGAUAUCGUUGAAAGCGGAAAUGGAAGUUGCUAUGAAGCUGCUCGAAAAAGAUAUCCACGACAAGCAAGACACUAUUAUAUCAUUGAGGCGUCAGUUGGACGAUAUUAAACUGAUCAACCUGGAAAUGUACAAAAAGUUGCAGGAAUGCGAGAUGGAACUGACGCAGAAAGGCGAAAUGGUCUCCAGGCUCCAAGGGAAAGCUGAGCAAAUUGGCAAAAUUCUUCACAACCUCGAAAAAUAUAACCACUUCCUAGGACCGGACCAUGACUUAGUCAAAGCUUUAAAGUCACCCUCUAAUGAUAAUUUAGGAGAGAAAUUAGAAAUGCUUAAAGCACAUAGUAGCCACCAAAAGGGUACAAAGUCGAAAGACGAAGGUCCACCGAAUAAAAAGUUGAACUUGCAGGAAAUACCACCGUUCCGUAAAACUAACAGCACUGACAAAACCGUAGCGCACUCGGGAAAUUGAUGCUAUUCCUUUUAGACGAUUGUAAAUAACGUUCUAACAAAGUCCACGAGGUGGUGUUUCCUCUUAGCGAAUAGAUUCUCAUGAUAAUAACUAACACUUAUUCCUCUAAUGUUUCCAUAAAUUCUACAUAUAAAUAAGAAAAAAAUAAUAUCAUUAAAUUAAUAUCAUAAAUAGCCUUCUUUACCAGCACCCAUCUAAUUCUCAGGUGACAUUUAGUACAACAUAAUUACGCUUAGUGAAAUGCGCAUUUAUGCUUACUAACGUUAUUGUAACUUUUUCAAGACCCGAAUUGUAAAUUCCGGCUUUGUUUUAGGAAUGUGAAAGUUCCUUGAAACAUAAAACAGAGCUAAUUGCCAAAUUGGAAGCAAAGACUGAGUCAAUGGGCAGCACGAUACAUCAACUCGAUGAGAAGUAGGUUUUAUAUGUUUUCUUAAGCCUCAAAUCGCUCGACGAACAGUGCCUACUUUAAUUAUAUGUUUAAUGGGGUAAUUGACUUUUGUUAAUUUACAUGAAAAGUUAUCCCGUUGAUACAGUAUCGGCUGAAAUAUAAAAGUAAUUGACCUCGUUGUUUUACCAUUUCUAAUGCAAGGCUUAGAAGUCAGAGUUCAAUUAUUAUAAAUCAACAAAUUUUUCGACGAUUUUUAAUACUUCAAAUGAAUUUCACGAAAAAAUUCACAUUCGACUUUUCUAAGAAUUCACAUUUUUUUAUGCGAAGACAAAAAUAGUCAAUUGCCCCGUUCAAAAUAAAGUGUAUUGCUUGACAUAUCAAUUUAUCGGAAACGCACUUAGGUGUGAGCGAUGCACCGCUUGCUGGGAUUUGUAACGAAACCAUCUUGAUAUUUAUUAGAUAUUGGCAAACCCUCACAAUGAAACAGCGAUAUUUUGAUAAAAUAUAUUUUUCGACAUAUAAUAGACCACAAAACGAACAAGGCAAGGCGCUACUGCUGCUUUAGCUUGACUUUGCUGUGGUUUUAAUUAUUAAAAUACUAGUUAUAAUAUUUAUUGGAUUAUGUUAAGUUUACGUCAGGUUUAUUUAGCUUUUACUGAAAUCAAAUAUUGUCAUUUAUAGAAAUAUUUUUUUCCAAAUAUAAUCGGUAUGGAAAAAUGGACAUGUUAUAUUUUUUGUCAUAGCUUUAACGAAUAGUACAUUCGAAUCAUAUUCUUAUAUCGAUAGAAAGAUUAUUUCUUAAGAUCUUUAGCAAUUAAAACACAAUGUAUUCUGGAAAUUUUUAGAUGAUACUACAAAGAUUCUUAGAUGUUUUAUAUUUUUCAAUGAUAUUAAAAUAUUUUAGCAAUGCAUGUGAUAAAAUCCAUAGACUUGUAUUAUUUGAAAAUAAUAUUAUUUAUUGAUCUCAAUUGAUGUAUUCUAUAUUUAAAAUUAUAAAAAUAAAUUAUAUCUUAUUGAUUAUAAUGCGCAAUAAAGUUUUAUCUGUAAUAGCAUUUAAAACCAAAUGUAUUAAACGUAAAUAUUUGUCGUUUUUUUUUUAUAGUUUUGUAAUUUUAAAGCUCUAGUUGUAAAGCCUUCUUUGUAAUAAAUGAUAUUCAGUCGCA